Vicugna pacos (alpaca) is the source of this 677-nucleotide messenger RNA. The record is from RefSeq and is a predicted model, not a curated record. Lineage: Eukaryota; Metazoa; Chordata; Mammalia; Artiodactyla; Camelidae.
GCCUCAGCCUUGGCCCUCGAGCUUGCAGCCACAGGAGCAGCCUGCUUCUGCUGGUCCUGAGCUCCUCUCUUCUCUCUCUCCAGGCUGGUCCGGGAGUUCAUGGCCCAGAACAACACCGUGCAAAUCAAACAUGUGAUCCAGACCCUGUCUCAGGAGUUUGCCCUGUCUCAGCACCCCCACAGCAGGAAAGGGGGUCUCAUCGGCCUGGCCGCCUGCUCCAUCGCACUGGGCAAGGACUCGGGGCUCUACCUGAAAGAGCUGAUCGAGCCGGUGCUGACCUGCUUCAAUGACGCUGACAGCAGGCUGCGCUACUACACCUGCGAGGCCCUCUACAACAUCGUGAAGGUGGCCCGCGGCGCCGUGCUGCCCCACUUCAACGUGCUCUUUGACGGGCUGAGCAAGGCUAUGAGAGCAUGGAUGCUCUGGGGGCCUCUCCUGCCUGGCUCAGGCUCUGCCAUCUUCCCCCGCAGCGCCUGGCCCCUGGCCCCGAGCAGCUCACAUGCCUUUGACCCACAGAACAUCAAGACAGAAAGCAACGGUUCAACCUGCUGAGCUUCAUCCCUUUGUUGUGGGAGAGGAUUUACUGCAACAGCCAGUACGCCCAGCAGUUCAUCAUCUCCUGGGUAAGGUCCAGUCCCUUGACACUCCUUUGUCGGCUAUAAUGAGCCUCUAGCUGA